Canis lupus familiaris (dog) is the source of this 3719-nucleotide messenger RNA. RefSeq names its product outer mitochondrial membrane lipid metabolism regulator OPA3 (gene OPA3). The record is from RefSeq and is a predicted model, not a curated record. Gene Ontology annotation, cellular component: mitochondrion. Gene Ontology annotation, biological process: regulation of lipid metabolic process. The transcript is spliced from 2 exons. NCBI's taxonomy places the organism in Eukaryota, Metazoa, Chordata, Mammalia, Carnivora, Canidae. Bases 119 to 697 code for a protein of 192 amino acids.
CCACCCCUGAGCGUACGCACGUACGCACGCACGGAGACGAGCGGGCGGGGGAGGAGGGAGAGAUCGGAGGCGCCCCGCCCAGUGAGCAAGCUUGCGCGUGCCCCGUGCGACCGCCAAGAUGGUGGUGGGCGCGUUCCCUAUAGCGAAGCUGCUAUACCUGGGCAUCCGGCAGGUCAGCAAGCCGCUUGCCAACCGCAUUAAGGAGGCCGCCCGCCGAAGCGAGUUCUUCAAGACCUAUAUCUGCCUCCCGCCGGCUCAGCUGUACCACUGGGUGGAGAUGCGGACCAAGAUGCGCAUCAUGGGCUUCCGGGGCACAGUCAUCAAGCCCCUGAACGAGGAGGCUGCCGCCGAGCUGGGUGCUGAGCUGCUGGGCGAGGCCACCAUCUUCAUCGUGGGCGGUGGCUGCUUGGUUCUGGAGUACUCGCGCCACCAGGCGCACCAGCGUCACAAGGAGGAGGAGCAGCGCGCCGCCUGGGACUCCAUGCAGGACGAGGUGGGCCGCCUGGCGCUGGCGCUGGAGACCCUGCAGGCGCAGGUGCAGGCGACGUCGCAGCAGAGCGCCCUGGAGGAGCUGCAGGCGCAGAUGCGAGAGGUGCGCGCCCAGCUCUGCAUCCCGGAGCCAUCGUCGGUGUCCCAGGCCACAUCCACGUCCAAGGCAGUGUCCGCGUCCCAGGCACAGGAGCCUGCAGAAGUCUGAACUUGGCCGUGGUUGUGUGUGCUCUGAUGUGGCCUUCUCCCCAUACUCCCCGCUGCCUGUGCUGGCCCAGCGGAAAUCACCCGGAUCUUGAUGGACUUGGAUUCAGUCGGCCCCUACCGACCAGUGGUACCUUCCACUGGGGCCAGCCCCCAGCCAGUGAAGGUGCCAGCGUAGCACCCUCCAGCUCUAACUCAUAGGUACAGACCACGUGCCCAUCGCUGCCCCCUCAACCACACUGACCUGUGAGGUCCUAGCCAGAAGGACAACAGGCUCACUCUUCUGGCAGAAGAGAAAAGGGACCCAGACUUGAGCUGAACCAAGCUGUUACCCCACCCUCACCCCCAUUUCUGUGAUAAAUGUUACCCUUCCCUGGGCGCUCAUCGUGUUCACUGGAGCACCCCCUUCCCUUUGUCAAUAGGCACAGACCAUUGUAAAGAAAUGCGGUGUCAUUCAGUGAACUUCUGUCCCCCUCAUCUAAGAUUGGCUCUAGCUGGUUUCCCCACUCUUUGAGGGGAAUAAAGAAGGGAUCCUGCCUUGCAGUGGAUCCACUGAAUGUUAUAUCUUCCCCCUUAACCUGAUCUGUGGCACCCUACCGAGACCCCCAGAUGACUAUUCCAGCAGAUUCCCCACCCCCCAGUCCUGCAGUCUGGCACAACCCACUGGAAUGUCUGUGCAGCGCCUCUCCGGCACUGCCCUCCCAACACCACUUCCAUGGGUGGAAAAAUUGAACCUGCUCAGGCUGAUCCAACCUGCCUUUCCGCCUGGCCCCCUGUCCUCCCUCCUCCAAGUCCCUGAACCUUUCCUGACAUGUUGUUUCCUACCUUCCUCACUGUCUCCUUCAGUGGCCUCUCUCAGCGCACUGCCAGCCACGGAUUAGAUGAUCACAUUCCUCAUGUUCCAUCCAAAUCUCUUGACCUGUGUGCCCUCGCCCUCCCCCACUGAAGCUCUGGACUGGUCCCACAGCCGCCUUCGUCCAGCGGUGCCCCCCUGCCUCCAGAGCCCUCAGCCCCAUCUCCCUCCCAUUGGGCCAGGCCACCAGUUGGUCCUAACCUUUAUUAGAUUCCCAGGGUGACCAUAACAUGACCACAAAUGUGAUGGCUUACAGCCACAGAAAUGUGUUCUCUCACAGUUCCGGAGGCUGGAGAUCUGGAAUCAGAGUGUCAGCAGGGCAGCCCUCCAUCUGAGGGGCAUUGGUGGGAAGAUCCUUCCUUGCCUCUUUUAACUUCAGUGACUGCACAUCUCCAGUCUCUGCCUCUGUCUCCAUGUGGCCUCUUGUGUCUCCUGGAAAGGCACCUGUCAUUGGAUUUAGGGCCCACCCUAAAUCUAGGAUGAUGUCACUUCGGGAUCCUUAUUUACAGAGUUGGGGUUUUGUUGUUUUGUUUUCCCAGCUAUGCUUACAGUCACAGGUUCCAUGAGUUAUCGUGUGGGAGCCACUGUUCAACCCACUAUACCUCUGCACCCCAAGAGUAUGCUGGGACUCUUGCCCAUCCCACGGGAUGUGUGGCCUUUCCCUCAGGGGUGAUAGGAACCAGGAACCAGCCUUUGCUGCUGGGUCUCUUCCAGGAAUCUCACUGAUGCAGGAGGGCUGUGGCUCCCAGCAGUCUGCAUUCUGUUCUGCAAACUGUCAAUGCUCUAUUGCCUGAGUAAAAGCCCGAGAGUGAGGAAGUCAUCUUAAGGAUGUCUGAGGACAUAAGGAUCCUCAAAAUUGGUACAAGCCUCGUUAAAAUUAGAGAAGCUGAUGUGCACUAAAUUAGGGCAGUCAUCUUAUGAACUCUUUCCCAGAUUGGGAAAUAAGCCGAGGGGAAGCAAAGGGACAUGCCCAAGGCCACGAAGCCAAUGAGGGACUGGCUGUCCAUGGUAAUAAGAGAAGUAAUAAGUACAUAAGAAGAAUGGGGGCGAGGGCUCAAGGAAGGAGAUGGGGAAGGGGUGCAGGGUGCUGGAAAGCGCCAGUGCUAGCCGAGGAAGGGGAGCAGGGAGGCAGUUACUGGGGAGGAAGAGUGGUUAGGGACCUACACAGAAGCCCAAGGCAUUUCCCAGAGACAGUGUUGAGAGUGGGGCACCUUCAAUUUCCAGUCCAAGCAGUCCCAGACCACACCCGAAAUCUUAGCAUUUAAUGAGCAGAGUUAGAUCCAAGAUCCACCUUACCUGGCCAGGUUCCAAAAAACUGUAGGUGAAGUGGGAGAAACAGGCUUGCUCACCACUCUUUCCUUCUUCACCUCACCUCCAGGGGUUGGGGUGGGGGUUGGCGGGGUGAUCUGGACACCACACCUCCCUAGACAGAAAACCAAGACACUGGGGUCCUGAAAGAUCAUUGUAAUUCCUUCUAGAAGGGGAGGAGAAGCUGACCGUAGAGGGAGCUGAGGAGGUGGGUCCUGGGUGGAGGUGUCUUUAAAGUCAGAAGUGACCUUACUGGAUAAAUGAGAAGAUGGCCAGAGAUAUCAGUGUGGAUAGAGCCAGCUGAGCAGGCUUAGUACCCAGUUUCCAUGGCUACUCCUGGAGGCCCCCUGUGGCACUGAUCCGUCUCUGGAGCACAGGUUGCUGGACGUCAGCGACUGAUGUAUCCUCCCCUCCACCCAUCAUGUCAAUACAUAGUGGCCAUUAACAGUAUUUUCUCCAUUUCAUUCAUGAGAAAAUCAAGGCACAGAAAGGGGAGAGUCACCCACCCAAGGACACACAGGCAGGAAAGAAGCAGGAGUUGGACCAGAAGAUGGACAGUGCACCAGAGCCCGAGGUCCUAACCCUUGCACCAUCUUGACCCUGAUGUGGCAUCAUUCUCACAUCCCUGAGACUCAGAACUCAGCCCUGCGUGGCCUUCCAUGAGGCAAGAUCUUGUGGGAUGCAUGGGCUUCACCCACUGGGUGGGAUCAGGGUGUGUGGAAAUGCAAAGAAUCCCCUCUCAAAAUGCACAAGGCUGAGACCAAAGGAUGGUUCAUCACUCUGGUUUCCUGCUAAAGUUUUGUAUACAUUCUCGACUUGGGGAAGGGGGUAGAAUAAAUUUAUAAAUGAGGUUGGUUGUCUUCAA